Suncus etruscus (white-toothed pygmy shrew) is the source of this 4160-nucleotide messenger RNA. RefSeq names its product roundabout guidance receptor 3 (gene ROBO3). Gene Ontology annotation, molecular function: protein binding. The record is from RefSeq and is a predicted model, not a curated record. Lineage: Eukaryota; Metazoa; Chordata; Mammalia; Eulipotyphla; Soricidae. The transcript has 28 exons. Gene Ontology annotation, cellular component: axon; plasma membrane. Gene Ontology annotation, biological process: cell-cell adhesion; axon guidance. Bases 81 to 4124 code for a protein of 1347 amino acids.
AGGACAGCGGCACGGUGGCUGCACCGGACCGCACGCGCGGCCGAGGGGGUCCGGGGUCCCGGGGCCCUUCGGGGGCCGCGAUGCUGCUGCACCCCCUGCUCCGGGCCCUGCUGCAGGUGACCCUGCUGGCCGACGCGCUCGUCGGGGACGUGUCCAACUCCAGCGAGGUGCCGGUGGCCCUCAACUCCACGCUGGCGCCCCUCAACUACAGCUCCCCGACUCCCAGCGACGCUCCGAUCAACGGUUCGAAGGUUGGGCCAGAGGACACGUUGCCCCGAAUCGUGGAGCAGCCACCGGACCUGGUGGUGUCCCGAGGUGAGCCGGCCACACUGCCCUGCCGUGCUGAGGGUCGGCCAAGACCGCGUAUCGAGUGGUACAAGAACGGGGCACGAGUGGCCACAGCACGGGACGACCCCCGCGCGCACCGCCUGCUGCUGCCCAGCGGUGCGCUCUUCUUCCCACGCAUCGUUCAUGGCCGCCGUGCGCGCCCUGAUGAGGGUGUCUACACCUGCGUGGCAAGAAACUACCUGGGAGCUGCAGCCAGCAGGAAUGCCUCGCUGGAAGUGGCAGUCCUCCGGGAUGAUUUCAGGCAGACUCCAGGGAACCUGGUGGUGGCUGUGGGGGAGCCGGCCGUCCUGGAGUGUGUGCCACCCCGAGGCCACCCAGAGCCCUCUGUGUCCUGGAAGAAGGACAGAGCAAGACUCAAGGAGGAGGAGGGAAGGAUCACGAUCCGUGCCGGGAGACUGAUGAUGACCCACACGCUGAAGAGUGACGCGGGCUUCUACGUGUGCGUGGCCUCCAACAUGGCAGGAGAGCGGGAGAGCGGCCCAGCCCAUCUCCUGGUCUUGGAGCGUCCCUCAUUCCUGCGGCGGCCCAUGAACAAGGUGGUCCUGGCAGAUGCCCCUGUAGAUUUCCCAUGUGAGGUGCAGGGGGAUCCCUUACCACGUCUCCAUUGGCACAAAGAGGACGGGGAGCUGCCCCCGGGCAGGUAUGAGAUUGGGAGUGACCACAGCCUGCGAAUCAUGCGUGUGCGGGCCGAGGACGAAGGCACCUAUACCUGCGUGGCCGAGAACAGCGUGGGCCGCGUCCAGGCCUCGGGCUCACUCAGUGUCCAUGUCCCACCCCAGCUGGUGACACAGCCCCAGGACCAGAUGGUGGCCCCUGGAGAGAGUGCGGCUUUCCAGUGUGAGACCAAAGGGAACCCCCCGCCCGCCAUCUUCUGGCAGAAGGAAGGGAGUCAGGUUCUGCUUUUCCCCAGUCAGUCCCUCCAGCCCACGGGGCGCUUCUCCGUGUCCCCGGGGGGCCAGCUCAACAUCAGCGAAGUGCAGAGUGGGGACGCCGGCUACUACGUGUGCCAGGCAGUCAGUGUGGCCGGCAGCAUCCUGGCCAAGGCCCUGCUGGAGGUGAAAAGAGACUUCUUGGAAGCACUGCCUCCCGUCAUCCUCCAAGGACCCACCAACCAGACCGUGGUUCUGGGGUCCCCUGCGUGGCUGCCCUGCAGGGUGAGCGGGAGCCCCCCUCCUCAUGUUCGCUGGACAAAGGAUGGCCAGUGGCUGCAUGGAGACCACUCCCAGCUCCACACCCUGGCCAAUGGUACCCUGCACAUUGCCAGCGUGCAGGAGAUGGACUUGGGGAUCUACAGUUGUGUGGCCCAGAACCCUGCUGGCGAGGCUGUGUGGAGCGGCUGGCUGUGGGGGCCCCACAAUUGGGGAGCAUCGCCAGACCCCCCUCCAGAAGCCAGCGCCCCCCCUGGGCCUCCCUCGAAGCCUGUGGCUACCGAGGUCACCAAGAACAGUGUCACACUAACCUGGAAGCCCGGGAUACAAGCCGCGUCCGCCAUGACCUCUUAUGUGAUCGAGGCCUUCAGUCAGGCCGCUGGUAACACCUGGCACACAGUAGCCGAUGGGGUGCAGCUGGGGACUCACACCGUGGGGGGGCUGCAGCCAGACACCACCUACCUCUUCCUGGUCCGAGCCGCAGGCGCCUGGGGCCUCAGUGAGCCCAGCCCCAUCUCGGAACCUGUCCAUACCCCAGCCAGCAGCCCCUCUCGGCCUGAGGACGACCCCUGGCGUGGCCAGCGGGGACUGGCCGAGGUGGUUGUGCGUGUGCAAGAGCCCACAGUCCUGGGGCCUGGAACCCUGCAGGUGGCGUGGACGGCGGAGGGGCCAAUGCACCUGGUGCUGGGUUUCCGCAUAUCCUGGAGAGUGGCUGGAGCCCUUGGGGGUGCGUGGAUCUCGCAGGACCUGCCCUUGCCAAGGGCCCAGAGCACCACGCUCAGGGGCCUCCCAGCCGGUGCCCAGAUCCAGGUCAAGGUGCAAGCCCAAGGCCAGGAGGGGCUGGGGCCCGAGAGCCCUAUGGUAACCAAGAGUGUCCCCGAAGAGGCCCCUAGCGGUCCCCCCCAGGGAGUGGCCGUGGCUGUAGGGGGUGCCGGGAACAACAGCAUCACAGUGACUUGGGGGCCUCCGCUGCCCAACCAGCAGAAUGGAGUGAUAAGGGAAUACCAGAUCUGGUGUCUAGCCAACGACAGUCGCUCCCACCUCAACAGCUCUGCGGCCGGCUGGGCCCGCUCUGCGGUGCUGCGGGGCCUGCGGCCAGGCCUGAUCUACUGGACCCAGGUGGCUGCGGCCACCAGUGCUGGCCUAGGCGUGGCCAGCGCCCCAGUGCGGGUGCAGCUUUCAUCCCCGAGCAUGCCUGAGGAACCAGGACUGGACACGGGUCCUGGGUUAGGCACACGCCUGGCACGGGUCCUGCGGGCUCCGGCCUUCCUUACAGGCAGUGGUGCGGCUUGUGGGGCGCUGCUGCUGGGCUUGUGUGGGGCCUUGUACCGGCGUCGCCGGCAGCGCAAAGAGUUCAGCCACUACACAGCCUCCUUCGCCUACACGCCGGCAGUGUCCUUCCCACACUCCGACCGCCUCUCGGGAGCCAGUGGCAGGCCACCCGCGGGCCUCGGCGCCCCAUACCCGUGGCUGGCCGACUCGUGGCCCCGCAGCCCCUCAGCGCAGGACCCCAGGGGGAGCAGCUGCUCGGGGCCUCGCCCAGAGCCCGAUGACAGAUACUACAAUGAAGCUGGCAUCUCCCUGUACUUGGCCCAGAUGGCACCCCAGGCCGACGCCUCGGGGUACAGCAGCACUGACCCAGCCGGGGAAGAACUGCAGACAUUCCACACAGGGUUCCCGCAGCAUCCCUCGGGGGGCCCUGGCUCCUGGAACCCCUAUGCCCCUCCUGAAUGGAGUGAGGGGGACAGUGCAGCCAGGUCAGGCAAGGCCAAGCUCCCCGGGAAGCCGGUACCCACGCCCACCCUCAGCUGGCCAGAAGCCCUGCCCCCACCGCCCCUGUCCAGUGAACUGAGCUGCCUAGAGGAGACCAAACAGGACCUGGAGGGCAGCUCACAGACAGAUGAGUGGGGUCCGCCUCCAGCCACCAGGAGCCAGCUAGCAGGGCCCAGGGCAGGGGGCUCUGCCCCUGCCUCCCCCACCCUGUCCUAUGGGCAACUGUCCACUGCCCCCCUGACGCCGUCCCCGCCUGAUCUGCCCCCGCCGCCCCCGGACCUGCCACACCUGCCACAGGGGUCCAGGAAGGCACCCCUGGGGCCUAGCACCCCCCUUAGCGUGUCACAGCCCGUGCUUGGCAGCCAUGAAGGCAGGACAGGAGCCCUAGGAACUGGCCUGGCCUCCUCACCCCCCAUCAGCCCCAGUCCGUCCCCCAGCCCUGCGGGAAGGAUCUGGCAGGGGCCCCGUGGCCGGGCCCGGAAGAAAUCCAAGGCUUCAUAUAGGCAGGAGCACAGUCCAGGGGACCUGCCGCCACCACCUCUGCCACCACCUGGGGAAGAGCCGUGCUGGGGCCCAGGGCUGAGGUCUGGGGGAAGCAUGUCCUCCCUGGAGCGGAAGCAGUCAUCGGUCACACCCUUGGGGGCACACAGGGGUCCCCAUCUGGAUGAGGAGGCCUGGCCUCCCUAUGGCAGACCCCCUGGCAUUCUGGCACGGGGCCCCAGCACCAGCUCCACGGCUGGCAGCAACUCGUCUCGGGGUUCAGGCAGCUCCAGGGGCUCCCGGGGGCCCAGCCGCAGCCGUAGCCGAAGUCAAAGCCACCGGCCGGGACAGAAGCGCCGAGAGGAAUGGAGAUGAUGCUCGAGGAGUCUGGGACCCGCCUGCAGUGAACCC